Messenger RNA from Cariama cristata (Red-legged seriema), 666 nucleotides. It is a transcript of the gene TCF4, whose product is annotated as transcription factor 4. The annotation marks the transcript as partial. Gene Ontology annotation, molecular function: RNA polymerase II cis-regulatory region sequence-specific DNA binding; DNA-binding transcription factor activity, RNA polymerase II-specific; protein dimerization activity. The record is from RefSeq and is a predicted model, not a curated record. The transcript has 4 exons. Gene Ontology annotation, cellular component: transcription regulator complex. NCBI's taxonomy places the organism in Eukaryota, Metazoa, Chordata, Aves, Cariamiformes, Cariamidae. Gene Ontology annotation, biological process: regulation of transcription by RNA polymerase II.
CCUCGCCGGCAGGUCGGAGCGCACCGCGAGGACGGGGUCAGCCUCCGCGGGAGCCAUUCGCUCGUGCCAAACCAGGUCCCGGUCCCCCAGCUGCCCGUCCAGUCUGCCACGUCCCCGGAUUUGAACCCGCCCCAGGACCCGUACAGGGGCAUGCCAACCGGACUGCAAGGGCAGAGCGUCUCUUCGGGUAGCUCCGAAAUCAAAUCUGACGACGAGGGAGACGAAAACCUCCAGGACACAAAGUCUUCUGAGGACAAGAAACUAGAGGAUGACAAGAAGGAUAUCAAAUCAAUUACUAGCAAUAACGACGACGAAGACCUGACACCGGAGCAGAAGGCCGAGAGGGAAAAGGAAAGGAGAAUGGCCAACAACGCUCGGGAGCGCCUGCGCGUCCGCGACAUCAACGAGGCUUUCAAGGAGUUGGGCCGGAUGGUGCAGCUCCAUCUGAAGAGCGACAAGCCCCAGACCAAGCUCCUGAUUUUACACCAGGCUGUGGCCGUCAUCCUCAGCUUAGAGCAGCAAGUCAGAGAAAGAAAUCUGAACCCUAAAGCAGCGUGUCUGAAAAGAAGGGAAGAAGAGAAAGUAUCUUCGGAUCCUCCUCCGCUUUCCCUGGCAGGACCCCACCCCGGGAUGGGAGAUGCCUCCAAUCACAUGGGACAGAUGUAA